UAACGCCGGAGUGCCUUGGCUUAGCAGGGGCCCUCAGACUGUGGGCAGGCAAUGGCUGGCGCAGUCUCGCUCUCAGGCUUGUUGGGGCUGCUACUCGUGUCUACGCUGCCCGGGGUCCUCGGAGCCCGCGCCAGCCCCGACAUCCGCGCACACCCAGGGGACCCAGCCCAGGUCCACUCUGAGGCUACAGAACCCCGGAGGCGGCCGCCGCCCAAGGACCAGCGCGAGCGGGCCCGGGCUGGGGCGCUGCCUUUGGGGGCUCUGUACACCGCGGCCGUCGUGGCUUUUGUGCUGUACAAGUGUUUGCAGGGGAAAGAUGAGGCCACAGUUCUCCAAGAGGAGGCAGGCAAGAAGCAAUCACUGCAGUUAGAGCAACAGCUGGCUCAGCUGACACAACAAGUGGCCCAGACAGAGCAGCACCUGAACAAUCUGAUGGCCCAGCUAGACCCCCUUUUUGAGCGUGUGACUACUCUUGCUGGAGCCCAGCAGGAGCUUCUGAACAUGAAGCUAUGGACCAUCCACCAGCUGCUACAAGAUAACAAGCAAGGCAAGGGCAUGGAGGUUCCAGAACCAGGUACAGGGUUGAGAGGUGAGUCUGGUGGGCAUGGAGACAAAGUCUCUAAAACUGGAACAUACUUGAUCUUUCCCCUCACAGAAGCCAGCAUACCCUUUCCUGAGGACUUCCUAGAGGAGGAGGAGGAGGAGACCAUAAAUUGGAGCACAGAGACAUGGAACCCAGAUACUUCCUUGGGGGUGGAGCAGGGACUAAGGAGAAGAUGCAGCAGGGCUGCAGCAAGGGGCCCCAGUCACAGCCCCUGUUGGGAAGGUGAGACAAUAGCUGAGGGUUUAGUAAAACAAAGUUUGUUUUUGUGACUGGGUGCUCCUAUGUGCUUUUUCCAUCCUCGCUGGUUGUAUACACCCAUACUAGGUGCCUAAGGACAACUGGGCCUUCUUGAGAAGCUUCCCUUAUUAGGACAAAAAGAGGCUGCCUUCCACUGUGAGAGCAGAGAAGACAGAGGGAGCUCCAGUUCUUUUUCUUAUACUCCUGAGGCCACCAGCAUGCCAGUCUUCAGGGCUUGAAAAUCCCUUUACUAAUAGUAAAGCUGAGACAGA
Molecule: messenger RNA, 1113 nt
Organism: Otolemur garnettii (small-eared galago)
Lineage: Eukaryota; Metazoa; Chordata; Mammalia; Primates; Galagidae
Gene: CCDC107
Product: coiled-coil domain containing 107
Exons: 5
Coding region: 52-873 (273 amino acids)
Source: RefSeq, a predicted model, not a curated record